UUCUUACGCGUAGUUGAUAUAAAAAUGGUAACAUCUUGAACGAUAGAUAGUUAAGUGAUUAUAGUUGAAUAAAAGAUGAUUCGAAAAAUACAACGCGUCAGUCACUAUGUAGAAAAAGAAAAGGAAGGAAAAGUUACAUUGUAUUCAAGUAUGAUACUUAAGUAUGAUCGAUUGACGAUAUCCUACAUCGUCCUAAGAAAAUGAAGACAACAUCGAACGAAGAAUUUGCUUACGCUAUGACUCCAUUGAAAUUCCUGUCGUGGCCCGUGGGAACUUGGCCUUUUCAAGUGUACGAUAUAUUUUCACUCAUACGUACCAUAUUUUCAGUUUCACUUUUGUUGCUUAUGAUAGCAAUCGUGCAAAUGGAAUUAUAUUUGGACAGAACCGAUGCGGAAAAUAAUCUAGAUGCUCUUCUAUUAAUUAAUUGCGGCAUUUUGGCAGUGGCAAAGGUGAUGUGUUUUCGUAUACGUUCUAUAGGACUCGUUUCCAAUUUUUCUUCUGCGAUUAAGGAUUAUAACGAAUUAAACAGUGAAGAAAAUCGAGUGAUUGUGCGCCGACACGCUUACAUGGGUAGAGUAGCGUGCGCCAGUUUAAUAUUUUGCUCGUAUGUCGGCUCCACACUUUUCAUGACUGUGCCUAUGCUUGCUGGGGAUGAACAAGAAGUGAUUAAUGUAACGGAAGAAAGUGCAAUAAAAUAUCCCAUUCCAUCUAAAAAUAUAUUGGCAAUUAUAAAUAUGCCAGAAAAUAUGUAUUUCGUGGUUUUCAUCAUAGAGUACAUAAUGCUGCUACUUACGAGUACUGGAAAUCUAGGUAGUGAUUCCUUGUUCUUUGGUAUUGCUUUUCAUUUGUGCGGUCAAGUAGAAAUUUUAAGAUUAAAAUAUAAUAAAUUAUCCAAUGAGAAUGAAAGAACAAUGAAACGUGUUAGUUUAUUAACCAGGAGGCACGUUUACUUGUUGAAACUAAGCGACAUGUUGAAUGAAACAAUUAGUUCUAUUUUGGUCAUACAACUAUUUUCAAGUUGUGUACUUAUAUGUACAACCGGAUUUGAAUUCAUUCUUGCUUUGAGCACUGGAAAUAUCGUCAUGAUAAUAAGAAUAUGUAUCGCAAUGUCUGUGCUCUUGAUACAACUAUUCGCAUAUAGUUACGUGGGUGAAUAUUUAAAAACCCAAACUGAAGGUCUCGGUAAUUCGGUGUAUUUCUGUACUUGGUACGAUAUGCCAAAAAAUGUGUCACAAAAUAUUAUUUUUAUCAUUAUGAGAGCUCAACAUCCUUUUCUCUUGACGGCUGGGAAAUUCUUUGUUGUCAACAUGGAAACGUAUAUGAGUAUUUUAAAAACUUCGAUGUCGUAUCUUUCAGUUCUCCGAGUGAUGGUAAAUCUUACAUCUUCUAAAAAAAUGAAGACAACAUCGAAUAAAGACUUCACUUACGCUAUGAUUCCGUUGAAAUUCUUGUCAUGGCCCGUAGGCACUUGGCCUUUUCAAGUGCACGAAAUAUUUUCAAUCUCACGUACCAUAUUUUCAAUUUCACUUUUGUUAUUGAUGGUAGUGAUUUUACAAAUGGAAUUAUAUUUGGACAGAAGCAACGCGGAAAAUAACCUAGAUGCUCUUCUGUUAAUUAAUUGCGGUAUUUUAGCAGUGGCAAAAGUGAUGUGUUUUCGUAUACGUCCUAUAGGACUCGUUUCCAAUUUUUCUUCUGCGAUUAAAGAUUACAACGAAUUAAACAGUGAAGAAAAUCGAGUGAUUAUGCGUCGGCAUGCUUAUAUGAGUAGAGUAGCAUGUGCCAGUUUAAUAUCUUGCUCGUUUUUCGCGUCCACGCUUUUCAUGACUGUGCCUAUGCUUACUGGAAACAAAGAAGAUAUAAUUAAUGUAACGGAAAAAAGUAUAAUAAAAUAUCCAAUUCCAUCUAAAAAUGCAUUGGCGAUUAUAAAUAUGCCGGAAAAUUUAAGUUUCAUGGUUUUCAUCGUAGAAUACAUGAUGCUAUUAUUCACGAGUACUGGGAAUCUAGGUAGCGAUUCAUUGUUUUUCGGUAUUGUUUUUCAUUUGUGUGGUCAAGUGGAGAUUUUGAAACUGAAAUACAGUAAAUUGUCCAAUACAAACGAAAGAACAAUGGAACAUAUUAUUUUAUUAAUCAAAAGACAUAUUUACUUGUUGAAUUUGAGUAAGAUGCUGAAUGAGACAGUUAGUUCUAUCUUGGUCAUACAACUUUUUUCAAGUUGUGUACUUAUAUGUACAACUGGAUUUCAACUUAUUCUCACUUUGACUUUUGGAAAUGUUGUCUUGACGAUAAAAAUACUUGCGGAGAUAUCCAUUCUUUUGAUACAAUUGUUCGCAUAUAGUUACGUAGGUGAAUAUUUAAAAACUCAAACUGAAGGUAUCGGUAAUUCGGUGUACUUCUGUACUUGGUAUGAUAUGCCAAAAAAUGUAUCGAAAGAUAUUAUUUUUAUUAUUAUGAAAUCUCAACGUCCAGUUCUCUUGACAGCUGGGAAAUUCUUUGUUGUUAAUAUGGAAACAUAUAUGAGUAUUUUAAGAACUUCGAUGUCGUAUCUUUCAGUUCUCCGAGUGAUGGUAAAUUCUUAAGAUUUUUAUAUUAAAACAAAUAUUAUAACGAUAUAAAAGAAUCUAAAAAUUUAUGUUAGUAUAUUUAUAUAAUGUAAAUAUAAUAUAUUUUCGUGAUUUAUUGAUAGUAUUUUAAAUACCUGGAUUUCGAAUGGUUUUAGAAUCGAAAAUAUGUAAUAGAUCAUCUCAGUAAACAAUCAAUAAUUCAUAUAAUAUUCGAGAGAUGGCAUUGUCAUUAAAUUAGCCAAUCACAAUAGAUUAGAACGCCACCAAGCGGCGCAAAGAACAUAUAUGGAUGCUAACAUACCUUUCUUAGUUAAGACUGAUUAGAAAUGAUUUUUUUAAAUAUUUGUUUUUAAAUAUCAAAUUCAUAAAGACAUAUAAUUUCAUGUAAAUAUAUUUAAUAUUUUAUAUGUUUGAUAUAGUAACAUAUGUUUUUUAUUUUUAUGUAAAGGAUUUUACUCAUCGAGAUUUCUUUUUUUAAUUUUACUAAAAGUUACUUAUAUGUUUAUCAGUAACUUUUUCAUUGUUGUAAUAUGUUUCAACA
This is a messenger RNA of Apis cerana (Asiatic honeybee), 3102 nucleotides long. RefSeq lists its product as uncharacterized. Gene Ontology annotation, molecular function: olfactory receptor activity; odorant binding. Lineage: Eukaryota; Metazoa; Arthropoda; Insecta; Hymenoptera; Apidae. Gene Ontology annotation, cellular component: plasma membrane. Gene Ontology annotation, biological process: sensory perception of smell; detection of chemical stimulus involved in sensory perception of smell. The record is from RefSeq and is a predicted model, not a curated record.